Chionomys nivalis (European snow vole) is the source of this 576-nucleotide messenger RNA. RefSeq names its product heterogeneous nuclear ribonucleoproteins C1/C2-like. Gene Ontology annotation, cellular component: nucleus. The transcript has 2 exons. Bases 1 to 576 code for a protein of 191 amino acids. The record is from RefSeq and is a predicted model, not a curated record. NCBI's taxonomy places the organism in Eukaryota, Metazoa, Chordata, Mammalia, Rodentia, Cricetidae. Gene Ontology annotation, molecular function: RNA binding.
AUGAAUUCCCGUAUAUUCAUUGGGAAUCUCAAUAGUUUUGUGGUCAAGGAGUCUGAUGUGGAGGCAAUCUUUUUAAAGUAUGGCAAAAUUGUGGGUUGCUUUGUGCAUAAGGGCUUUGCCUUCGUUCAAUAUGUCAACGAAAAUAAUGCCCGGGCAGCUGUAGCUGAAGAGGAUGGCAGAAUGAUUGCUGGCCAGGUUUUAGAUAUUAAUCUAGCUGCAGAGCCAAAAGUGAAGCGAGGAAAAGCAGGUGUGAAACGAUCUGCAGCUGCAGCAGAGAUGUACGGGUCAGUACCAGAACACCCUUCUCUGUCCCCUCUACUCAGUUCCUCAUUUGAUUUGGACUAUGACUUUCAACGGGAUUAUUAUGACAGGAUAUACAGUUGCCCAGCACGUGUUCCUCCUCCUCCUCGAGCGGUGGUGCCUUCUAAACACCAAUGUGUUUCUGGAAACACCCCUCGAAGGGGCAAAAGUGGAUUCAAUUCGAAGAGUGGACAACGAGGCUCUUCUUCCAAAUCUGGAAAGUUGAAAGGUGAUGACCGUCAGGCCUUUAAGAAGGAGCUGACUCGGAUAAAAUAA